Messenger RNA from Schistosoma bovis, 4164 nucleotides. Lineage: Eukaryota; Metazoa; Platyhelminthes; Trematoda; Strigeidida; Schistosomatidae. The record is from the annotation of a GenBank genome assembly.
GAUAACCUCAUAAAAGGCUAAAUUAUUCUUGUUGAAUACCAUGAUUAUUAGAUUGUCAUUUGUUCGCUUAGUAUUACUAAUAUGUUUUGUAGAUUUUCUAAUAUGUAUGCCAAAUAAUAAGAUAAAUUUUACCGGUACUACUAGAACUGUUACUACUACUGAGCCUAUAACAACUACAACUUCUAAACCAACUACAACUCAUGAUGUAAUUACAACAACAAAUGGAGAAACCACUGAAACAUCACUGACAGUAACAACUAUUGGUUCUUUGAGCAGUAACAUAACUAACUCAUCAACAAAUUUGCUGAAUUCUAUAAACAUUUCCUCACUACAUUUCAAUAAUUCAUCCUUAAAUGUAAGAGAAGAGAGUAAUUUAUCGAAUGGGACAAUAAAUACUACUGAGUUCAUGCAAAGUACAGCUUUGCCAACAACUAAAAACAAUGACAUAAAUGGAACAACUAUCGGAUAUCCCAGAACAACUUUAUCACCACCAAUAGAAAAACAUGCUAAUAACUUAACUAAUACUACUAAUCCUUCAACUAAUUCAUCUCGACGACACUCUAUAAAAGGAAGAGUUAUUUUAGCUACAACACGUGAACAAGGUAGUAGAGUAUGGGGAUUAACUGCAGCAAAAGCUGAAUUGGCUUGUCAUAGAUUUAUAACUAAUCGUAGAAUUACUUCACCAUUAACCAAUCGGACAAGUAAUGGAAAUGUUAAACCAACUGAUUUAUAUCAAGGUCAUUUAUUAUCAGUUACAUCAAAUGAUGAGAUUAUACACUUAGUAAGCCUCAUGGGUGCAGUACCAGUUGGAUCAUAUUGGACAGGGGGUAAAUUAAUGAGACCAAGACAUACUGGAGUGGAUGGUGAAAAUGCUACUAAGUGGAAAGUGAUGUUAAACUGGUCGGAUGGUCGAACUGCCCCUGCAAAAAUAUUGGGUAUAACUGAUGAUGAUGCAAAUAAUCUUGUAGAGGGUAUGACUUAUUGUCUGUCAUUAGAUAUUGCACGACUUACAUGGCAAGCUCGUGAUUGCGAACAUCGUUUGCCUUAUGCAUGCUUGAUUACUAGUCGAAAUGUUUUAAUUCAAACUACCACUAGUAAUUCAUCAAUAGUAGUUAAGACACCACAAGAAAUAAAUAGUACACAAAUUUCUGCUAAUCACAAUCAUGCUAUUUCAAAACGUCGUGAAACGGUACUCGAAAAUUCUACUACAGUUAUUAACACUUCAGUAAAUACUAAUCAUUCAGAGGACAGUCAGACGAUUUCACCUUUACUGGAGUCCACUAAAUCUACCCCAGCAAGCAUAACCAUAACACCAAAUAAUACAGAGAAUUCUACUCUUGGGAUAAAUUUUAACGUGUCAUCUGAGAUUCAGAAUACUUCACAGAUGGAUACCACAACCCCAUCUAGUUUACGUUCUAUAGUAACUGAGGAUAAUAAUUUUAAUCAAAAUGGAAAGACCGUUUCUGAGUCAACGAUCCAACUUAAUGAGCAGCGUGUACAAUUUAAAGAACACGCCUCUGAAACUAAUCAAACUUUCAGUGUUCCUUCUCUUCCUAAAGCUCAGGUAUUGGGUAGUAAUAGUGAUGAUGAUGAUGAUGAUGAUGAUGACGAUGAUGAUGAUGACGACAAUGAUGGUGAUAACAGUGGUCAAACUGAUUCAAACCCUUUCAGUUCAAGUGGAUUUCCGAUAACAGAUCUACAAUCGAUAUUGAGCGACAUUGGAAAGUUACACACAACACAACCACCAUCAGCAGAAACUACUACUACUACUACUACUACUACUACUACUACUACUACUACUACUGCCACUCCCACAACUAUUAGUACUACCAUAACUGCUACUACUCCCACCACUACUAUUACCACCCCUUCUACCACUACUAUUACUACUGCUACUACUACUUCCACUACUGCUACUCCGACCUCUACUACUACUACCACUAUUACUAUUCCUGGUAAUGAUUCUACCAAUACUACUGCUUCUACUAAUACCACUACCACUACUAUUACUACCACCCCUACUACCCUUACUAUUAAUACUACUCCCUCUGGUACUACUGCUACUACUUCCACAACUACUACUACUUCUACUACUAAUACUACUAUUCCUAGCAAUGCUCCUACAAACACUGCUGCUACUUCUACCACUAAUCCUGCUGUUACUACGACUCCUAUCAAUACUAUUACUACUACUACUACUAUCACCCCUGUUACUUCUGCUGUUACUACUUCUACUACUUCCGCUAAUACUACUGCUGCCACUUCCACUACUCCUACCACAACCACUACUACUACUACUAUUCCUGGCAAUGCUUCUGCAAACAUCACUGCUACUUCUACCACUAACCCUACCACUACUACUAAUAUUCCUGGUAAUUAUUCUACCAGUACUACUGCUUCUCCUACUAAUGCCAUCACCGCUAAUACUACUACCACCACCCCUGCUACCUCUACUAUUACUACUGCUACCACAACAACAACUAAUAAUGAUAAUAUUACUAUUACUGCUAAUAUUACUACAAGCACAACAACUAAUCCUACUGCUACCAUUACUGCUGAAAUCACUACCACUACUGCUAAAGUCAGUGAAAACACAUCUCCAGAAGAAACUAGUGAAGACGUCGAGAUGUCAAGUGGAACAACAUAUGCACCAAACACUUCACAUAAUAUGUCGUUAAAUAAUUCUUCUGAAGAAGUGACAACUUCUACAACACCUGAAACAAACUCACAGGAAUCGACUGCGGUAAUGAUGCAAACAAAUAACGAAUCAGAGUCUUUGAUGACAACAGUAUCCAAUUCGACAGUAAAUGUUGAAACAGAAUCAACGCCACUUAACGGAUCUGAAGAAAUAACGAUAUCCACAUCCGAGUCGCCAGAAGUGGGGUUCUCACCUGGGUUAACAACACCAGUGUCAUUCCAAUCAAUGGCAACAACUGAGUCAACGAUGCCUUCAGGAUCUUCACUAACAGAGACAUCUACGUCACCAACCACGAAGAUUCAGAGUUCAUUACCAAUGUCAACAAAUGAACCAUCCCCAUCAACAACAUCUAUGGAGCUUCAAUCAGUGGGGACAUCUGAGGCCAUAAAGUCAACGACAUCCCAAUCCAAUAUGUCAACAGAACCAACUACAACUCUGGUAUCAGAGUCAACAGAAAAUAUAACUAUGUUAUCACAGCCAACGACCACAUCUGUAUUAAUAACAGCAACAGAGUCUACGGUUACGGAAACCAUACAAUCUGAAACAGAAACUAGUCAACAUAAUUAAUGAAAGUGAUUUAUUGAUUGAAUUAUUUUACAUAAUUGAGUAACUAUUUAAACGAGUUCAGUUGUAAUACUAAGUUACAAAAUUUUCAGCAUUGUAUUACAGCUAUUUUUCUUAUAUUCAAAAAUAAAUGAUGUUCUAAUAAUAUUGUUUUCCUCAAACAAAACGUUAAGUUACAACAUCUUUUGUAAUUCAUUACAAGAAGAUCCUUAUAGUUUACAGAAACAGAAUUGAAUAUAAAUUCAGGUAUAAAAAUAUUUGUAAUCGUAGAAGUUAAAAAUCAUUGAGUUUUUUUGGUUUGUUGACGCCUUCUAUACUCAUAGUAGGUAAUAUUCGCUUUACGAACAAUUAUAUUGUUUCAUAUAAUCAGUCAGUUUGCUAAAAAUAAAUAGAUGAUCUUUAAUAUUUUGAUCCAUUUAUCAAAUAUCGAGUUAGUGAACUCAGUUAUGCCAUUUUUUCUUAGUACCCCAUAUAGCACAUUUUAAUCAAUAUUUAAAACAAAAAUUUGAUCCUGUAAAUGCAAAAAACUGAAAAUACAAAUUAAACUAUCAUAUUGAUAUGGGUUAAGUUUUUGACUUUAAACAUUGAUUAGCGUCAUUAUUCAGUAUAAGUAAUAUUAUGGAAUACUAUAUUCUGUUGGACUAAUCAUUGUUCUACCGUGAUCUUAGGUUGCUUAAAAUGUUUUUAAAGUGUUGAGAUCUUACUUAAUAACAAUUCUUUGCAGUCGAACCCUGAUUAUCGUCUUAUUAUAUUCAUGCAGCUAAAUAAAGCAUAAGAUAAUAAGAACUACCUUGUUUCUUAUUAAUUCAUGCUUUUAAAUCUUAUCCGACCUUGGUAAACUAAUGUUCAUAUCAGUUUCAAACUUGUGCACCAAAUGACUAUCUAACAUAUUUCGUAUUUUC